AUGAUUGGAGUUGAUCUCCUUGAAAAACGACGCGAAUUCCGUCAAGCUAUUGAUUUAUACAAAAAUUAUGACAAUCAUCAUUUAGUAUCAAAAUUAUUAGCUGAAGUUAUUCAUUAUUAUUUAAAUGAAUAUUUGAUCAAUCAAAAUAAUGACACGAGUAAUUUGAACGAUGAAACCACCCGUAAACAAAUUGAAACUAUUGAAGAAUAUUUCAAAGAAGCCAUUGAAAAACAAGAUUACUUAACAUAUUUUAUCAAAGCUUAUACAUCAACAAAUUUUUUUUAUAAAGUAUUAAAUAAAGAUUUAGCUUUGUAUAUAUUAGAAUAUAUCGAUAAAACAAAAACGUUUUCAUCAAAUUAUCGUCUUGUCAAUUGUCUUGUUCAUAUUGUUACACUUUUAAUUUAUCAUCCAAAGUUAUCUCAAUAUCGAUAUCAAGGUAUAUGUUAUCGUGGGAUGAGAAUAACACAAAAUGAUUUAAAUCAAUAUCAAUUAAAUCGACAUAUAUUAAAUCGUGCAUUUUUAUCAACAUCUAUUAAUCGUCAAGUAGCAGAAAUGUUUGCUGGUGAAGGUCAACAAUCUCAAAUGAGAUAUACUCCUAAAGAUCAUUGUGCAUUACAAUAUUCGUGUUUAUGUCAAUAUUUAAUAAAACAAAAUUCAACAGCUAUCAAUAUACAAAGUUUAUCAACAAAACCAGAUGAAAAAGAAGUUUUAAUUAUUCCAUUUACCGUUUUUAAAGUAAUAGCAAUUAAACGAAAUUAUCUUGAUGAUCCAACAGCAUCAAUUUCAAUUGAAAUUGAAUUAGAAGAAUGUGAAGAUCCUGAUGAUGGUAAAAAUGAAUUAGAAAAUAUGUCAGCAGAUAAAACAUCAAGAGGAUCAUCAUUGUCAUCAUGUGAUAGCGAUAUCAAAGAUGCCGAAGCAUAUAUAAAAUUCAAACAACGAAGAUAUCUUUUUUAUGGCAUCAUUGGACUUUUGAUAUUGGGUGUUCUUUUGGGUUUAACUUUUACAUUUGUUUUUACUUUUGCUAUUAGAAAAAAUUCCACGAAAAAUGCAACGACUACAUCAGACACAGAUGAGACUUUCGAAUAUCAAUUACCAUCAGGUUAUACCAAUAUAUUAAAUCGAUCUAGCUGGAAUGCACGACCCUAUCUAAGUCGUGAGAAUUUAAAAACAUAUCCGGUCACACAUAUUGUUAUAAGACGAUUGAAUGAUUCCCAAACAGUUAUGAAUCAACAAGAUUGUAUUAAAAAAAUAAAAGAUCUUCAAGAUUAUCAAAUCGAUGAACGAGGUUGGGUUGAUAUUGGUUAUAAUUUUCUCAUAUGUAA
This is a messenger RNA of Rotaria sordida, 1322 nucleotides long. The record is from the annotation of a GenBank genome assembly. Lineage: Eukaryota; Metazoa; Rotifera; Eurotatoria; Philodinida; Philodinidae.